GUCUCCACGAUCUCAUCAUUAGUGUAGAAGAAACUUUCAAAAACCCUCUGCUCUGUUUUUUCUAAACAAGUCAAUCAAUUUUUUUCUGGAAGUUAAAAAGAUGAGUAAUCUGAAACUUGGCGUUGAAGUCAUAAGCGCUAGACUCAAACCUAGAGAUGACUAUGGCGGUGUUAAUGCUUUCGUCGAGCUACGAUUUGACGAUCAGAAAGUAAAAUCCUCGACUAAGAUCGAUGACUCGAGUCCAGUUUGGAACGAGAAGUUCUUCUUCAACAUCUCUGAAACAGAGGAUUUAUCAAAUCUGUUUCUUGAGGCUUAUGUUUACAAUAAAACCAGCAGCAUAACGAAGUCAUGUCUAGGUAAGAUUCGAAUCUUAGGAACUGCGUUUUUGCCGUACUCGGAAGCUGUUGGAUGGCCUUACCCUCUUGAGAAAGAGAAAUGGAGCAUGUUCUCUUUUGCAGCCGCCAGCGGAGGUGAGCUUGCUCUCAAAGUGUUCGUCACUGAUAACCCCUCUCCCAAGGUACCGAAUCUAAUCCCUCCAACUCCAAAGAAGAUUCCUUCUAAGACAAGGCACAGAGUCCACAACAUCCCUAAAACGGAGAAGAGUAAAUCUAGCCCACGUGAAGAUCAGAAACCAUCUCAACAGCAACCGUCUGAACCGCAACGGCCUCAACCGCCACCGGCUAUGGAAUCUUCUCGGUUUCAAGAACCGAGGUUAGGUCCUCCAGUACCUACAACAAUGGGAUUUAAUCCGAAUCCACCGGAUUAUUCAAUCAAACAGACGAAUCCAGUUCUCGGAGGAGGCAGACGAGCAAGACCAAGUGCUCAUGAUCUCGUGGAGCCAAUGGAGUUUCUCUUCAUCAAAAUCGUGAAAGCUAGAGAUCUUCCUCGCAUGGACCCAACCGGAAGCCUAGAUCCGUACAUCGAAGUCAAACUCGGAAACUUUAACGCUGUUAACAAAUCGAGUUUGCGUUCUAAAGUCUAUCAUUCUCCGAGGCUUUGGUACCUCCGUGUUAACGUCAUCGAGGCACAAGACCUGGUUAUCGUACCAGACCGGUUUCCAAAUCCAUAUGUCAAAAUCAAGUUAGGUAACCAAGUGGUUCGAACCAAACCGAGUCACUCGCUGAAUCCGAGAUGGAACGAAGAGUUCACGCUCGUCGCGGCUGAACCGUUUGAAGAUCUGAUCGUCUCUAUUAAAGACCGAGUCGCGGUUAAUCGAGAGGAAUCGCUGGGAGAGGUACAUAUACCGUUUGGUUCAAUUAGUAGACGGAUUGACGAUAACCGGACAGUGCCUGACCAAUGGUUUAGUCUUAAGAGUGAGAACCAGAGAAGAGUCAGAUUCGCCACAACUAGGCUUCAUCUGAAUGUUUGUCUAGAAGGAGGCUACCACGUUCUUGAUGAGUCUACUUACUACAGCAGCGAUUUCAGACCGUCGAUGAAAGAGUUGUUGAGUCAUAAGCAGCCGUCGAUUGGUGUUCUUGAACUAGGGAUCUUGAGAAUUGAAGGUUUGAAUUUGAGCCAAGAAGCUGGGAAGAAAGAGACCGUGGAUGCUUACUGUGUGGCUAAGUAUGGAACCAAAUGGGUCAGGACUCGUACCAUAACGAACUGUUUUAACCCGCGGUUCAACGAGCAGUACACAUGGGAGGUUUACGAGCCAGCAACAGUGAUCACAAUAGGCGUGUUCGAUAACAAUCAGAUCACGUACGGUGGUAACGGUAGUAACAAAGGAGAUGGGAAGAUUGGGAAAAUAAGAGUUAGAAUCUCGACACUCGAAUCCGGAAGAAUCUACACUAAUUCGUAUCCGCUUCUUGUUCUUCGACCUUCAGGUGUAAAGAAGAUGGGAGAACUGCAUUUGGCAAUUAGGUUUUCUUGCUCGUCGUAUAUUCAGAUGUUAGUUCAAUACUGGAAACCACUUCUUCCCAAAAUGCAUUACGCAAGACCGUUGAAAGUCGUGCAACAGGAGAUUCUUAGGCAGCACGCGGUUAACUUAGUGGCGGCUAGGUUAAGCAGAGCAGAGCCGCCACUUAGAAAAGAAGUGGUGGAGUAUAUUUCGGAUUCGAAUUCGCAUUUUUGGAGCAUGAGAAAGAGCCGUGCAAAUCUCUUCAGAUUGAGUUCGGUUUUCUCUUGUUUACUCGGAACUGGAGAAUGGUUUCAAGAUAUCUGCAGGUGGAAGAAACCUCUAGCGAGUACAGCUAUACAUGUAGUCUACUUUGUGUUAGUGUGUUCACCAGAGAUGAUUCUUCCGGUGAUGUGUUUUUGCUUGUUCAUGGUUGCGGUAUGGAACUACAGGUUACGUCCGAGACAACCUCCACACAUGGACACAAGGAUUUCAUUUGCAGACAGCAUUCAUCCAGAAGAACUUAACGAAGAGUUUGAUACCUUUCCUUAUUCGUCUCAAGACCCGGGAGUUGUAAAAAUGAGGUAUGAGCGGUUGAGGAGUAUCGCGAGUAGAGCUCAAACGGUUGUGGGAGAUAUAGCAGGUCAGGGAGAAAGAGUUCAUGCUCUCUUAAGCUGGAGAGAUCCAAGAGCGACUUCAAUGUUCAUGGUGCUGUGUUUUGUUUCUUCUGUGGUUUUGUAUGUUGUGCCGUUUAAGGUUUUUGUUCUUCUCACCGGACUAUACAUCAUGAGACAUCCAAGAUUCAGGGGAAAGACACCUCCUGGACUGGUUAAUUUCUUUCGGAGGCUUCCUGCUAAAACAGAUUGUAUGCUGUAGAAUGCAAAUACAUAUUAAGAAACAAGCGAAACUUUUUUCCUGUUUA
Molecule: messenger RNA, 2756 nt
Organism: Camelina sativa (false flax)
Lineage: Eukaryota; Viridiplantae; Streptophyta; Magnoliopsida; Brassicales; Brassicaceae
Source: RefSeq, a predicted model, not a curated record